This is a messenger RNA of Trichechus manatus latirostris (Florida manatee), 2911 nucleotides long. RefSeq names its product discoidin domain receptor tyrosine kinase 1 (gene DDR1). Gene Ontology annotation, cellular component: signaling receptor complex; plasma membrane. The record is from RefSeq and is a predicted model, not a curated record. Gene Ontology annotation, molecular function: ATP binding; protein tyrosine kinase collagen receptor activity; collagen binding. NCBI's taxonomy places the organism in Eukaryota, Metazoa, Chordata, Mammalia, Sirenia, Trichechidae. Gene Ontology annotation, biological process: protein phosphorylation; positive regulation of kinase activity; cell surface receptor protein tyrosine kinase signaling pathway. The coding region runs from base 164 to 2911 and encodes 915 amino acids. The transcript is spliced from 18 exons.
CGGCGCCUCUAGCUCUCGGCUCCUGGCUCCUCCUUCUCCCCCUCUCCUCGGCCCCGCCGCCCACGGAGGAGGCCCCAUUCCCGGGUCGGAUGCCUGGGUUGGCCAGGUAGAGCGAUGAGAGAGAUGUUGCCUCCACCCCCUUAGACCCUUGGGAUCAGGAGCUAUGGGGCCUGGGGCCCUGUCAUCUCUACUGCUGCUGCUGCUGCUCUUGGUGGCAACUGGAGUUGCUGACAUGAAGGGGCAUUUUGACCCUGCCAAGUGCCGCUAUGCCCUGGGCAUGCAGGACCGGACCAUCCCUGACAGUGACAUCUCUGCCUCCAGCUCCUGGUCGGACUCCACUGCUGCCCGCCACAGCAGACUGGAGAGCAGUGACGGCGAUGGGGCAUGGUGCCCAGCAUUGCCGGUGUUUCCCAAGGAGGAGGAGUACCUUCAGGUGGAUCUGCGACGGCUGCACCUGGUAGCUCUGGUGGGCACCCAGGGACGACAUGCUGGGGGCCUGGGCAAGGAGUUCUCCCCCAGCUACCGACUGCGUUACUCCCGGGAUGGCCACCGCUGGAUGGGAUGGAGGGACCGCUGGGGUCAGGAGGUGAUCUCAGGGAACGAGGACCCUGGGGGAGUGGUGCUGAAGGACCUUGGACCCCCUAUGGUGGCCCGACUGGUUCGCUUCUACCCACGGGCUGACCGGGUCAUGAGCGUCUGCCUGCGGGUGGAGCUCUAUGGCUGCCUUUGGAGCGAUGGACUCCUGUCUUACACAGCCCCUGUGGGGCAGACCAUGUACCUCUCCGAGGCCGUGCACCUCAACGAUUCCACCUAUGAUGGACACACCGUUGGCGGGCUACAGUAUGGAGGUCUGGGCCAGCUGGCAGACGGUGUGGUAGGGCUGGAUGACUUUAGGAAGAGCCAGGAGCUGCGAGUCUGGCCAGGCUACGACUACGUGGGAUGGAGCAACCACAGCUUCCCCAGUGGCUAUGUGGAGAUGGAGUUUGAGUUUGACAGGCUGAGGGCCUUCCAGGCCAUGCAAGUCCACUGCAACAACAUGCACACGCUGGGAGCCCGCCUGCCUGGCGGGGUGGAGUGUCACUUCAAGCGGGGCCCUGCCAUGGCCUGGGAGGGGGAGCCCGUACGCCAUGUCCUCGGGGGCAGCCUGGGGGACCCCAGAGCCCGGGCUGUCACGGUGCCCCUGGGGGGCCGCGUGGGCCGCUUUCUGCAGUGUCGCUUCCUCUUUGCGGGGCCUUGGCUACUCUUCAGUGAGAUCGCCUUCAUUUCUGAUGUUGUGAACGACUCAUCUCUGGCUCUGGGGGGCACCUUCCCACCAGCUCCCUGGUGGCCACCUGGCCCACCUCCUACCAACUUCAGCAGCCUGGAGCUGGAGCCCAGGGGCCAGCAGCCCGUGCCCAAGGCUGAGGGGAGCCCGACUGCCAUCCUCAUCGGCUGCUUGGUGGCCAUCAUCCUGCUGCUGUUGCUCAUCAUCGCCCUCAUGCUGUGGCGGCUGCACUGGCGCAGGCUUCUCAGCAAGGCUGAGCGUCGGGUGUUGGAAGAGGAGCUGACAGUUCAUCUCUCUGUCCCGGGGGACACCAUCCUCAUCAACAACCGCCCAGGCCCUCGAGAGCCACCCCCUUAUCAGGAGCCUCGGCCCCGUGGGAAUCCGCCCCACUCUGCUCCCAGUGUCCCCAGUGGCUCUGCGUUGCUGCUCUCCAAUCCAGCCUACCGCCUCCUUCUGGCCACUUACGCCCGUCCCCCUCGAGGCCCGGGCCCCCCCACACCCGCCUGGGCCAAACCCACCAACACCCAGGCCUGCAGUGGGGAUUAUAUGGAGCCCGAGAAGCCGAGUGCCUCACUUCUGCCCCCUCCUCCCCAGAACAGCGUCCCCCAUUAUGCCGAGGCUGACAUUGUCACCCUGCAGGGUGUCACUGGGGGCAACACCUAUGCUGUGCCCGCACUGCCCCCAGGGGUUGUUGGGGAUGGGCCCCCCAGAGUGGAUUUCCCUCGGUCGCGGCUCCGCUUCAAGGAGAAGCUUGGUGAAGGCCAGUUUGGGGAGGUGCACCUGUGUGAAGUAGAGAGCCCUGAAGAUCUGGUCAGUCUUGAUUUCCCCCUUAAUGUACGCAAGGGACACCCCUUGCUGGUAGCUGUCAAAAUCCUACGGCCAGAUGCCACCAAGAAUGCCAGGAAUGACUUCCUGAAGGAGGUGAAGAUCAUGUCGCGGCUAAAGGACCCCAACAUCAUUCGGCUCCUAGGCGUGUGUGUGCAGGACGACCCCCUCUGCAUGAUUACCGAUUACAUGGAGAAUGGUGACCUGAACCAGUUUCUCAGUGCCCAUCAGCUAGAGGACAAGGUGGCAGAGGGGUCCCCAGGGGAUGAAGAGGCUGCCCAAGGGCCCACCAUCAGCUACCCAAUGCUGUUGCACGUGGCGGCCCAGAUUGCCUCGGGCAUGCGCUAUCUGGCCACACUCAACUUUGUGCAUCGGGACUUGGCCACGAGGAACUGCCUGGUCGGGGAAAAUUUCACCAUCAAAAUUGCUGACUUUGGCAUGAGCCGGAACCUCUAUGCUGGGGACUAUUACCGCGUGCAGGGCCGGGCGGUGCUGCCCAUCCGAUGGAUGGCCUGGGAGUGCAUCCUUAUGGGGAAGUUCACGACUGCGAGUGAUGUGUGGGCCUUCGGGGUGACCCUGUGGGAGGUGCUGAUGCUCUGCCGGGCCCAGCCCUUUGGGCAGCUCACCGACGAGCAGGUCAUCGAGAACGCGGGGGAGUUCUUCCGGGACCAAGGCCGGCAGGUGUACUUGUCCCGGCCCCUGGCCUGCCCGCUGGGUGUGUACGAGCUGAUGCUGCGGUGCUGGAGCCGGGAACCUGAGCAGCGACCACACUUUUCCCAGCUGCAUCGGUUCCUAGCAGAGGAUGCGCUCAACACAGUGUGA